Messenger RNA from Drosophila willistoni, 880 nucleotides. RefSeq lists its product as uncharacterized. The record is from RefSeq and is a predicted model, not a curated record. The transcript has 3 exons. The coding region runs from base 210 to 602 and encodes 130 amino acids. Lineage: Eukaryota; Metazoa; Arthropoda; Insecta; Diptera; Drosophilidae.
UAUUUUUUGCUUUAUUCAAAAUAUAUUUCUCUACAAAACGCUACGUAUCGUCGUUAGUCCUGAAUAAAAUAAUAAUAAUAUUUUUUACCAAUAUAUUUAUAUAUAUAUAGAAAAUCAGACCAUAAUACACGAGAAAAGAUUGGCGUAUUAUACUUGGCAUCUUAAUUCUGACAACGGUAUUUUUGCUUCAUAUCGCCGAUUAUUCAAGCAUGCUGUUGGACUAUACUAAACAUAUUGCCGAUCUGGCUCAUCAAAUUCAAUUAACCUAUCCGACUGGAUUCUCGAACGGACUGCGCCCGUCGCGGAACACUCUGAUCUAUGUGGGAGCCACUGCAGCCGCUUGUGUGGCUCUUGGUGCUGCUGUCAAGGCAAUACGUCGCCGUAGCAUUGAUGUAGAUGACUCGGUCAUACCUAAGCCGGAAAUUAAGUGCCUGAUUGGUGCCAAGGAUCAGGACCAGAAGCCCCCACGUCUCUGGCGUCGCCAAGAGGAUGAGCUCUCGGAUUGUGAAUCAGAAUUCGAUGUGGAUAUAACUAAAGCUAAACUCAAUACAAAUGUCAAUGAUCGAUUUCCGUCAGCCGCGGGAAUUUUCGGCCUGAAUUAAAUCAAUUAAUCAAAUUUAAGUGAUUCUCAGGGAAAGGAAAGUCAUCCAUCAAUGUUCAAGCAAGGCUCAAUAUCUAUUUGCCAUCGAUAUAUAAAUGUUUCUCAAUUUUCACAGUCCGCCAGUAACGCCAAAUCAAACUAACCGAAGUGCGUAAAAUCCACUCCCUUAGAUAUGCAAAUUUUGUGUUUUUUGUUUUACCAUUUUCACUUUUCUAUUCUUAAUCCAUAUGGAAAAUUGUUAAAUGUUUAAAUUAAAGUUCAAUAUAUUUUCAUAACAAA